CAGGCAGCCCGCAUCUGCUGGAGAAGAAGAUGGGCCGUUGACAAGAGAAGAAGCCCUGUGGCUAUCUUAAGUUAGCAGAGUAACGUUACUUGGGUAUAUUUUGUUGCUGAAUCUUUGAAGGCGUUGUUGUGUUUUAUUCAGGCUAUCUUCGAAAAUGAUCCUCACCGUGAAACCGCUUCAAGGAAAAGAAUGUAGUGUACAGGUGACGGAAGACGAAAAGGUCUCCACAGUGAAGGAACUUGUGUCCGAACGUCUCAACAUACCAGCAAACCAGCAGCGGUUGCUCUACAAAGGGAAAGCACUUGCAGAUGAGCACAGACUGAGUGAUUACUCCAUUGGGCCAGAGGCUAAAUUGAAUCUGGUAAUCCGUCCAGUGGGGGAGAGGACUGGAGCGUCAGGGACGGCAGCCAGCAGCAGCAGCAGCAGCAGCAGCAGCAGCGGCACACAGGGAAGAGUGUGGCAAACUGUGUCCACUAUCCUUGCUAGACACUUUAGUCCAGCAGAUGCAGCAAAAGUCCAUGAACAACUUAUUAAGGACUAUGAACGUUCACUUCGACAGCUUAGUCUCGAUGACAUUGAGCGCUUGGCAGGAAGACUGCUUCACCCCGACGGCGAGGGCAUGGACACCUCAUACAUGGACUAAGAAUGCAUAGCUGGAAGUUGCUUAUUGUGCUUGUCUUUUGAGAGGUUCUCAGUGCUUGGAGGUGUGCACAGUGUUUAGAGUGUGAGGCAUGGAAAAUACAGUAUCAGUUUUCUUGCAGAGAGCCAAAGCUGAGUGAACACGGAUAGCACUGACUGUUAAUUAUCUCAGCAAUAGGGCUUUCUUAUCCACGACCAAAGGACUUGGAUAAGAAAACUAUAAGCCACUUUGAACUGAUCCUCGUCAUUGAUGUUGCAGUAAUGACACAAGACCUGAUCACAUAAUAUUUGAAUACAAAGGAAUCCAUUUAUGCUGUUGGUUGCGCAUGAUCUCUGGCUGCUAAAACUCCCAGGGGGACACUAACCUCAACUGGAGGGUAUUUGUUAGUAAUGUCUGUGUUGGAUGAUGAUUGGGUGUUUUCUGUUAACCAUCUGUGAGAAGGUAAUACAUGUUUUAUUUCGUAACUAACUGAUCUUCAUUGUAUGAUUUGUAAAUAUCAUGUUUAUAUAUACAUACAUUAAAACACAGAAAAAA
This is a messenger RNA of Siniperca chuatsi (mandarin fish), 1174 nucleotides long. RefSeq names its product ubiquitin like 4A (gene ubl4a). Gene Ontology annotation, molecular function: protein binding. NCBI's taxonomy places the organism in Eukaryota, Metazoa, Chordata, Actinopteri, Centrarchiformes, Sinipercidae. Bases 155 to 643 code for a protein of 162 amino acids. The transcript is spliced from 4 exons. The record is from RefSeq and is a predicted model, not a curated record. Gene Ontology annotation, biological process: post-translational protein targeting to endoplasmic reticulum membrane.